CAAAUCACGGUUUCUUGGGACGUGUAUUUUUCAUCCUUUUCAUCACAACACAGAAAUAACACCAGCAAGAUGUCUUGGAGACACCAAGGAAUUACCGGGUCGAACAACAUCCCCUUGGGGAGCCGCCGCCGCUUCGGAGGUGACGACGAAGAACAGCCCGAAACGAGCAGCGUUGACCUGAAGCGUGGACGCGACCCCGAACCUCGAAGCGAAGCAGAUGGCCCGCGCCGCCGCAAGAAGCGAAAUCGAUGGGGCGAUGCAUCCGAGAACAAGGCUGCUGGCUUGAUGGGUUUGCCGACCGCUAUCAUGUCGUCCAUGACGAGUGAACAGUUGGAGGCGUAUACCCUCCAUCUCCGAAUUGAGGAGAUCAGUCAAAAGCUUCGCAUCGAUGAUGUUGUUCCUGCUGAUGGCGACAGAUCUCCUUCUCCCGCACCCCAAUACGACAACCAUGGCCGACGUAUCAACACGCGAGAAUACCGAUAUCGAAAGCGACUCGAAGACGAGCGCCACAAGUUGAUUGAGAAGGCGAUGAAGACGAUUCCUAACUACCACCCACCCCAGGACUACCGCAGGCCAACCAAGACCCAAGAAAAGGUCUACGUGCCUGUCAAUGACUACCCGGAAAUUAACUUCAGUAUGAUUGCUAACCCUAACCAUGACUCCCUCCUAACCCCUCUAACCUCCCUUCUACCUUUCUGGGAGUCUGAUCAAACCCAUCUCUCCAUGUUUCUCCUCAAUGAAGUUGGCUUACUUAUCGGACCCCGUGGUAACACAUUGAAGAAGAUGGAAGGAGAUUCUGGUGCUAAGAUUGCCAUUCGUGGCAAGGGCUCCGUCAAGGAAGGCAAAGGCCGCUCUGACGCUGCCCACUCUAGCAACCAGGAGGAAGAUCUCCACUGCCUGAUCAUGGCCGACACCGAAGAAAAGAUCAACAAGGCAAAGCAGCUUAUUCACAAUGUGAUUGAAACGGCUGCUUCUAUCCCCGAAGGACAGAACGAACUCAAGCGUAACCAACUUCGAGAACUUGCUGCCCUGAACGGUACCCUCCGAGAUGAUGAAAACCAAGCUUGCCAGAACUGUGGCAAGAUUGGACACCGCAAGUAUGACUGUCCUGAGCGACAGAAUCUUACAGCUAGCAUCAUUUGUCGUGUCUGUGGUAAUGCUGGCCACAUGGCCCGUGAUUGCCCUGAGCGACAGAAGGGUGCUAACUGGCGUAACAAUGAUGGCCGCCCCAACGGGAGACCAGGCGGCGGCGAUGCUGUUGACCGUGAAAUGGAGCAACUCAUGCAGGAACUUGGCGGCGGCUCUGCCCCUGCCCAGAUCGAAGCAGGCCCUGGAGCCUACAACGACCGAGGCGGCGAUGCCAAGCCAUGGCAGCGUGGACCUACAGGCGGUCCUGCUCCUUGGAGAUCGCGCAAUAACGACUCUAACAAUAAUGGUUCAGGUUCAGGCUCAGGCUCUGGCUCAGCGGCGCCAUGGGCCAGAGACCGCAACGACCGUGGGCGAGACAACCAGAACAAUAACAACUACUAUGGCCAGGACUACAACCAAGGCGGAUAUGGUGGCUCUUCAGCUGCUCCGCCUUGGCAACAACAAGCGCCCGGAACACAAGGUGGAUACGGUAGCUACCCCGGAUAUGCUGGCUACAGUGCCGCACCUGGCAUGGGAGCUCCUCCUGGUCUUGCACCGGCUGGGGCCUCAGGUCUCCCUGCUCCCCCAGGUUUGGAUGCCACUGGUUUGAACUCACUCAUCCAACAAUACGGCGGAGCUGUCCCUCCCCCUCCCCCAGCAGGAGAUGCCCCCCCACCCCCUCCCCCAGGUGAUCACCCACCACCUCCCCCUCCAAGCGACCAACCCCCGCCGCCUCCGCCUCCUGGUGCUUAA
Molecule: messenger RNA, 1881 nt
Organism: Clonostachys byssicola
Lineage: Eukaryota; Fungi; Ascomycota; Sordariomycetes; Hypocreales; Bionectriaceae
Source: the annotation of a GenBank genome assembly